Aspergillus ibericus CBS 121593 is the source of this 1225-nucleotide messenger RNA. Its product is annotated as aminoglycoside phosphotransferase family protein. The record is from RefSeq and is a predicted model, not a curated record. NCBI's taxonomy places the organism in Eukaryota, Fungi, Ascomycota, Eurotiomycetes, Eurotiales, Aspergillaceae. The transcript has a single exon. The coding region runs from base 234 to 1112 and encodes 292 amino acids.
CUCGUCUCUUCAAAACAUUUCCUACCACAUGAGGAAGACCUCCUCUCAGGGAAGGGAGAAAUCCAGACACCCGGAAGUACUUAGCAUUCGAGCAGGGAUCUUGCUCUCGGUUCGCCUGCCCCCUGGUUACUUUGCAUAGCCUUGUCCCCUCGCUCUUCCAAUCUUUUCCCUCGUUACUUCUGCUCACUUUCCAUCUCGCCCAAAUUCACCCUUUCUCUGUGCAGCUUCGAAAUAUGACUGAAGAAAGCUCUAACAGUUGCAUUGCAUGUGGCUGGUCACCUGCAAAGCAAAAGCUGUGCCGCUAUUCUAGCCAUGUCAAGCUCAUCUACGGCGCUUCCAACCGGGGCGUAUGGUCGAUCGGCUCUGAUUUGAUUUUGAAAGAACGCCCUGACGAAGGUCCAAAAGCCGAAGUGAAGAUACUCAGCGAACUUGCAGCCCACAACGAUAUACCAGCUCCAAAGCUCGUGCGUGACUGGGUCGAUCGCGAUGGGCGAUACUUUGUUCUGGAGGAACGCAUAGACGGGCAAACGCUGGAGGAGGCAUGGCCUUCGUUGUCGGAAUCUCAGAGAUUGGUUAUCGCAGAUCAAGUGGUUCAAGUUCGCAACCAGCUCAGAAAGCUCACAUCAACUGCCAUCCAAGGCGUUGAUCACGGUCCAUGUUUUCCAGCAUUACUCUUUUUCGAUUAUAAACCACGUGGACCUUUCCACUCUGACGCCGAACUCUGGGACGCACUCAGUCGGACUCUUCAUGACCCUCCCCGGAAGACUUUUCCUACCAAAGCCUUGGAGAGUCUGAAGAAGCGCCUACCUCCAUGCGAGCCGUAUGUUCUCACUCAUUGUGAUCUGAACAUGGGCAACAUCAUGGUCAAAGAUGGGGAGCUUGCCGGCAUUCUCGAUUGGGAGUAUGCGGCUUACUACCCGAUCUGGUAUGAAUAUGUCUCGGCUGCUUGGGGAUGGACUGAUAUGGACGCAGAAUGGAAGAAACUACUACGUCAACGGAUGGAUGUGCAUGAAGAUGCCAAGGAAUUUUGGACGGAUCUGUACAAUUUGAGGGAAUAUCCGAAGCUAGACAAGAAGGGCCAGGAGGUUUUGGAGAAGCUUUUGUCGGACUGACAGGAUCUGUUUGAUUCCUAUUGAGGGCUGCGUGUCGUUUUAAAGGGCAGUCUGCAUACGCAGGCCGGUGCCAUUUGCACACUAAUUGAUAGUUAAAUUCAUGAUGAUUUGCU